Hibiscus syriacus is the source of this 1094-nucleotide messenger RNA. Its product is annotated as vesicle-associated protein 4-2-like. The transcript has 7 exons. NCBI's taxonomy places the organism in Eukaryota, Viridiplantae, Streptophyta, Magnoliopsida, Malvales, Malvaceae. Gene Ontology annotation, cellular component: plasma membrane; endoplasmic reticulum membrane. Gene Ontology annotation, biological process: endoplasmic reticulum membrane organization. The record is from RefSeq and is a predicted model, not a curated record. Bases 57 to 878 code for a protein of 273 amino acids.
CGCAAACAGAGACAGAUCCAACUUCUUCUUCUUCUUCUGAAAAGCCAAAAAAAUAUAUGGGUGUUGAUGAGGAGAAAUCUGCAGGUGAAGAGAAAGUUUGGAGUCUUUGUAGAAUGCCAUUUUGGCAGACGAGUAGUAGCAGUGGCAAUGGCUCUUCUUCAUCUUCAUCUUCAUCUUCAUCUUCAUCAAUGGGCAACGACAAUGUUUACCAGCAACAGAGCCAAAGUAGUCAGCUUGGUGAAAGAUCAACUGUGACUUCCACAAAUGCACUGUUUUUUAUGGCCAAAUCUUUGCUUCCUGCUCGAAGAAGACUUAGGCUUGAUCCUCCCAAUAAGUUGUAUUUUCCUUAUGAACCAGGUAAACAGGUCAGGAGUGCCAUUGACAUUAAAAACACUAGCAAGUCCCAUGUAGCGUUCAAGUUCCAAACAACUGCACCAAAGAGUUGCUACAUGCGACCUCCGGAAGGUACACUUGCUCCCGGUGAAAGUCUUAUCGCAACCGUGUUUAAGUUUGUGGAACCUCCAGAGAACAAUGAGAAACCAAUAGAAAAGAAGAGCAGGGUUAAGUUCAAGAUCACGAGCUUAAAAGUGAAAGGAGAAACAGAUUAUGUCCCAGAACUGUUUUAUGAGAAAAAGGAUCAGGUUUCAGUUGAGCAGAUUCUACUUGUCGUUUUUCUCGAUCCAGAACGUACUUGUCCUGCAUUGGAAAAACUUAGACGUCAACUGGCCGAGGCCGAGGCUGCACUUGAAUCGCGCAAAAAGCCUCAAGAAGACACCGGUCCGCAUGUAGUUGGGGAAGGACUCGUUAUAGAUGAAUGGAAAGAACGAAGGGAAAGAUACUUGGCUAAGCAGCAGGUUGAAGGUGUUGGAGCUACAUAGAAGUGUAAUUUCUUCCACUGCUUCGGGCAUUGAGCACUUCUUUCCUUGAUCUGAAGUUUUCUGUUUGUGUUGUUGAAUUCUUUUCUCAUUUGAGGGUAUUGGGGUGGUGUUCAAGGGGACUCGAAAUAGUGCUUAAACUUAAGCAUGUUGCUUAAGGGUUGUGUUGUAGAUAUUGCUGAAUUUGGCAGGACCAUGCUAUAUUAUCUUUAUGUUGAA